This is a messenger RNA of Coregonus clupeaformis (lake whitefish), 917 nucleotides long. RefSeq names its product zinc finger protein 239-like. Gene Ontology annotation, biological process: regulation of transcription by RNA polymerase II. The transcript has a single exon. The record is from RefSeq and is a predicted model, not a curated record. The annotation marks the transcript as partial. Lineage: Eukaryota; Metazoa; Chordata; Actinopteri; Salmoniformes; Salmonidae. Gene Ontology annotation, molecular function: DNA-binding transcription factor activity, RNA polymerase II-specific; RNA polymerase II cis-regulatory region sequence-specific DNA binding.
UCUUUGGCAGGAGAGAGACCAGACUCUCACUCUGACAGCGGGAAGAGUCCUUCAGGGGAACCAGACCCAGAGACGUCCAAACCAGAGAGACGAGAUCACUGCUCCCACUGUGGAAAGAGUUUUACCCGGUUCUGGAACCUAAAACAGCAUGAGACGUUGCACACAAGAGAAAAGCCUUUCCAAUGUUCCCAGUGUGGAAAGAGUUUUAGUCAGUUAGGGAGCCUGAAAAUACAUAAGAGAAUACACACAGGAGAGAAGCCUUACCACUGCUCCCACUGUGGAAUUAGUUAUCGCUGGUUAAGGAGCCUGAAGGAGCAUGAGAUGACACACUCUGGAGGGAGAAAGAUCUGCUCCCACUGUGGAAAGAGUUUUAGCUGGUUAAAUAACCUGAAAAGGCAUGAGAGAAUACACACAGGAGAAAAGCCAUUCCAAUGUUCCCAUUGUGGAAAGAGUUUUACUCAGAUAGGGCACCGAAAAUUACAUGAGAGAAUACACACAGGAGAAAAGCCUUACCACUGCUCCCAGUGUAAAAAUAGAUUUUCCCGAUCAGGGUACCUAAAAGCUCACGAGAGGACACACACAGGAGAAAAGCCCUUCCAAUGCUCCCUCUGUGGAAAGAGUUUUACCAAGUUAGGGGCCCUGAAUCGGCAUGAGAGGACACACACAGGAGGGGAUAAAACCUACCACUGCUCCCUGUGUGAUAAGAGUUUUAACCGGUUAAGACAUCUGAAUAAGCAUGAAAGGAUACAUACACAGGAGGAGAAGACAUACCACUGCUCUCAUUGUGGAAAGACAUUUUCCCAGUCAGAGGACCUGAAAUCACAUGAGAGAAUAGAGAGGCUGUGUUCUGACUUAUGUUUUUGACUGAGAAUUUGUGUGUUUGUUUAUGCCACAUUAAAUCAUAUUGUAUUUAUGAA